Messenger RNA from Rosa rugosa (rugosa rose), 1110 nucleotides. RefSeq names its product pathogen-associated molecular patterns-induced protein A70. The coding region runs from base 84 to 1010 and encodes 308 amino acids. NCBI's taxonomy places the organism in Eukaryota, Viridiplantae, Streptophyta, Magnoliopsida, Rosales, Rosaceae. The record is from RefSeq and is a predicted model, not a curated record. The transcript has a single exon.
CCUCUCUCUCCAGCAACUGGAACCCACUCUUAUACUUAAGAGUCCCCCAAUUUCCUCCUCCACUGUAACCAAUCCCAAAAGCCAUGUUUGAGGAAUCUGUAUCCUCCCUACCCUCAAUUUGGGCCUCCAUGAACAGCUGGUUAACCCCAACUGUUCUCUUCCUCCUCCUCCAGCUCAUGAUUGGCACCAUCUUCAUUGCUUCCAGCUUAGGCACCCAGAAGCACCACGACCACGACCACGACCACCACCAGCAGCAGCAGCAGCAACAAGGCUUGGCGAGGUCUCCCUCUGUUUUGCAGCGGUUCAAAUCCAUCAACUUCUACGCCUACAGAUCUCCGGAACCGGCCACGAAUUAUGAAAAACCACCUGAAUCCGAGACCCAUUUCGCCUUCCCCCACGCCCAGGAGGUGGAACAGCCCAAACUCCCCAGAUCUCCUUCCAUUCUGGAGCGGCUCCAGUCCUUCAAGUCCCAGUUCCACUUCCCGAAAGAGUCCAGCCCGCUACAGCCCCGAGAUUUCGCAGUCCCGGAACCCCAUUUCAGUACUUACGAGCACUCUCAUGAAGACGAAGACGACGAAGAGUCGGAAGAGGAGGCAGGAGAGGCUGAAGAGUUGGAUGAGGACCAAUUCGAAGCCGAAGAAGAAGGUGAGGAGAAAGAGCAGACCCUGGACGAGAUUUACAGCCAGCUAGAUCUGCAGGACCACCACGUCAGCAGGACGACAUCGGACACCAAGCCGGCUUCCGGCGACGUACCCGCGAAGCUGCCGAAGAAGAUGAAGAAGUCGGCCAGCGCCAAGUCGGCAUUUGCUCAUUUCGAGGCGGACGACAUCGUGGAGAGCCGCCGGCCGGCGACCGUGAAGGAGAAGAAGGCAAAGGCGGCGGAGGACGACGCGGAGGUGGAUUCGAAAGCCGAUGACUUCAUCAACAGGUUCAAGCAGCAGCUGAAGCUGCAGAGGCUGGACUCGAUCAUUAGGUACAAGGACAUGGUUUACAGAGGAAGCGAUAAGUGAUUAAGAUUAUUAUUUUGGGUUUUGAUUAAUUUAAUCUUGUGUUAAUUUUUGGGGAAGAAGAAGAAGAAUUCUUAUUAGGGGUUCUUGAAUGUAAUUUAGA